GCUUUUUUAAACAGAAAACCACCAUCACUAAUUUUGUGCUUUUAGUAAAAGCUUUCGAAAUAUUUCAUUAGUAAACAAAUAAAUAAAAUUGUGAUACAAAAUAGUCACCAAGUCAAAAUCAUUUUUUAACUUUAUCAGUCAACAUAAGCGAAGGCAAGAUGACGUCGAAAUCAGAUGUUCUAGCUAUCGGAACCGAGACCAGCGAAAAUUUGAAACCAAUCACUCAUAACCGCAAAGCCUAUUUGCAGUGGGAUUUCGAGGAACACUUGCAAAAAAUUCUACUGAAUGGGGCAAAGCCAUUGAAAAGUGCACCUGAUGAUAAUGCUAUCGAAAGGUUUGGAGCAAAUGAAUUCAAGAAGAAUGAUCACCAUUAUUACGAGUUCGGAGCCGAGUCUAAAAGAUUUGCCUGGCUAAUAAAUGGACCUACUUUCGAAGCCAAAGGUGUUCUACGACGUGUCAAGGAUCGAAUAAGCAAGGACCACUGGAUAACUGAUAACGUUGCGAAGUAUAAAAAACAUUCGAGGGACUUUAUAAAACAAACAGUUAGUAAUGCUCUACAUGAGGAACAAGUGGAAAUUUAUCAAUAUCUGUGUUAUCUAAAUACAAAUUUCAAUAAAAAGUGAACAAAUAUAGGAA
Drosophila ficusphila is the source of this 636-nucleotide messenger RNA. RefSeq lists its product as uncharacterized. The transcript has a single exon. The record is from RefSeq and is a predicted model, not a curated record. The coding region runs from base 159 to 623 and encodes 154 amino acids. Lineage: Eukaryota; Metazoa; Arthropoda; Insecta; Diptera; Drosophilidae.